Molecule: messenger RNA, 2256 nt
Organism: Anopheles bellator
Lineage: Eukaryota; Metazoa; Arthropoda; Insecta; Diptera; Culicidae
Product: phosphatidylserine lipase ABHD16A
Exons: 9
Coding region: 309-1916 (535 amino acids)
Biological process (GO): phosphatidylserine catabolic process; monoacylglycerol catabolic process
Cellular component (GO): endomembrane system
Molecular function (GO): monoacylglycerol lipase activity; glycerophospholipase activity
Source: RefSeq, a predicted model, not a curated record
AUCACCUGUACCGUUGCGCUGUUUUGUUAGAUAAGUGGCUUCGGUGGCUAUACUGGUUGGCGAUUAGUUAAUAAUUCAUCUCGCGACUCUCACAACUGGUGCCCAAACCGGAAGGCUGGUAUACAAUCGAAAGCAGCCGGUGUGACGUAGUGGUCGAACUUCCUGGCUGGGUGAAUCCUUUCAAUUUGUGUGUUGGGCUCCGUUAUCCGCUUGGGUCGAAGCCGCAUGUGCGCAAGCUUACGGUUUUACCUACGACGUAGCACCAACCAACCAACCAUUUUUCCAGGCGACAGCCACUUGCGACAAAAAUGCAAUUCCAUAAGUAUUUUUUCACCCCGAGACUGAUUAAGCAGUACGAUGGAUCGAAGCUAUCCUACGAACCGGGCGCACUGGAAAAGUAUGGAGACCAGCUGCUGACGGCUCUCAACUUAAUGUGGAGCUUCAGCUACUACACGUCGCCAAUCCUCGUUUCGAUCCUCUACCGACGGGGCUACUUUGUGGCCGAAUCGGUCGGAACGUUUGCGAAGGUAACCACUGGAAUUGGCCUCCUGGUGGCCGUCUCCUUGUGCAUGCGCGGUCUCGGACGCUCGAUGAACGUGGCGUACGUUCGGUUUGCUGAAACGCUGGAAAACGCUAAACGCAGCAGUGCACGUAACGGAGAAGCGAAGAAGGCCCUCAGGCAGUACGAUUUCGACUUCAGCCAGUGGCCAGUUGAUUACGUUACCAGCCGCAGAACUAUCGCUAAACCUGGUAAUAUUGUCUGGGUUUCAUCUCCACCCCGGCAUCACGAUCCGAUUCCGUGUCAAAUCGCUGCUUACAUCGCUGUCCAUACGUUCGGCAUUCGGAUGAUCUAUCCCGGAUCGGUGCGACUUCUGCAGAGCUACAUGGAACCGAUGAUCGUCGAAGGCCGCACUAAAUUGGUCAAAAAGUUUAGUGGGGAACGGAACAAGCUGAAAACAACCGAUGGUAACGAGAUCGAUACCAUUUUUGUCGAUUACCGGCAUAGAAAAAACAACAACGCCAAUAGUGCGACCCUGGUGAUAUGUUCCGAAGGAAAUGCCAGCUUUUACGAGAUCGGCAUCAUGUCGACACCGCUGGAAUUAAAAUACUCGGUGCUGGGCUGGAACCAUCCCGGCUUCGCUGGCAGUAGCGGUCGACCAUAUCCAGAUCAGGAUCAGAAUGCGAUCGACGCCGUGCUUCAGUUCGCCAUCGGCGAGUUGGGUUUUAAACCCGAGAACAUUAUCCUGUACGGUUGGAGCAUUGGCGGUUACUCUACCCUUUACGGCGCUUCACUCUUCCCGGAGGUGAAAGGAGUGAUCCUUGAUGCGACGUUCGAUGAUGUACUGCAGCUCGCCUUGCCCCGUAUGCCGGAAAGUAUCUCUAACAUCGUAAAAAUUGCUAUCCGAGAGUACGUUAACCUGAACAACAGAGACCUGAUCACGCAGUACAAAGGCCCGGUACUGUUUAUUCGCCGCACGGAAGAUGAAAUCAUUUGCUCAGAAGAGAAUAACCUUGCUACCAAUCGGGGCAACUUUCUGCUCAUCAACAUGCUACAGCACCGCUUCCCCUAUAUCUUCAAGCCGGAACAGCUGCCGUAUGCCGAGGAACUGCUGUCGAAACCGAUAGAAUUGAUGCUAGUUGAUACGGACCUCACUGACCACUUGAUGGACUAUGUGGGCCUAAACGCUCGGGAUGGCAUCUUGAGAUACCCCCUCGACAUCGGUAAUGAAGCCGAUUUCUCAAACGACUCGCGCCGUGCAUGGGUGAAGUUUCUGAUAAAGAAACAUCUAUCGGAUUUCAAGUCGACCCAUUGCACUCCGCUACCGAAGGAAUUCUUCCAAAGGCCGUGGGAACUUCCGAGCGAACUUGACUACUACAUCGUAUCGCACGACAAAACACGUCGUUGGCCCCGUUGAAGCCUAUUUUGGUGCGGUGUGAAAGGCAUGGAGAGGCGCAAAUAAGACAUGGGAACUGACUUGAUGUUUGUGGAAAGGUAAAGAUAUUUAUAGACUAAAGGCGCGUGUAGGUGAAGCAAAUUAUACUCUGUCACUGUUGGCGCAGUACAUUGUCCUGUAGGAUCGGGGAACUGGAGAACAACUAACCCUCCGGUGAAGGGAUUUUCCGAGUAUGAGGAAUAUUUUCCAACUAUCGCUUGAAUGUAAGACAUCAUUGGAACAACAAAAAUCUAUUUUACCCAAAGGGUUUAUCCUGACCAUCGUUACCCGAUGAUAACAAAAUAAAAUCUCCCUUGGUAAA